CGUCCUCGUCAAGACACACAGCAAUGUCACUGCAGGACUUGCUGGGAGGCAUGCUGGGCGGCAUGGGCGGCAUGGGCCAGGCCCCGUCACCGGAUGCACCUGUGGUGGACACCUCUGAGAUGGUGUACAUCUCUUCGCUGCCGCUGCUGAAGAUGCUGAAGCACGGGCGGGCUGGGGUGCCGAUGGAGGUCAUGGGCCUCAUGCUCGGCGAGUUUAUCGACGAGUACACGGUGCGGGUCAUCGACGUGUUUGCGAUGCCGCAGAGCGGGACCGGAGUGUCUGUGGAGGCUGUGGAUCCUGUGUUCCAGACCAACAUGCUGGACAUGUUGAAGCAGACCGGGCGUGCCGAGAUGGUGGUCGGAUGGUACCACUCGCACCCUGGUUUUGGAUGCUGGCUCUCGGGAGUGGAUGUCAACACUCAAAAGUCGUUCGAGGCGCUCAACCCGCGAGCAGUGGCGGUAGUGGUCGAUCCCAUCCAGUCUGUCAAGGGCAAGGUCGUCAUCGACGCCUUUCGCACCAUCUCGCCGCAGUCGGUCAUGCUCGGGCAGGAGCCGCGGCAGACGACGUCCAACGUGGGCCACCUGCACAAGCCGUCGAUCCAGGCCCUCAUCCACGGACUCAAUCGGGCGUACUACUCGAUCGCCAUCUCGUAUCGCAAGAACGAGCUCGAGCAGAAGAUGCUCGCCAACCUGCACAAGCGCCGCUGGCUUGAGGGCCUCUCGGUCGUCGACUUUGAGAAGCACACCAAGUCGAAUGAGGAGACGCUGGCCUCGAUGGCUGCCCUUGCUGCAAAGUACAACAAGGACGUCCAGGCCGAGGAGGGCCUGACUCCGGCAGAGCUCUCGAUUGCUCACGUCGGCAAGGUCAACGCCAAGAAGCACCUCGAGGGUGCGGUGGAGGACCUCAUGGCCGCCAACAUUGUCCAGACCCUCGGCAUCAUGCUUGACGUUGUCGUCUUUUAGCCAGCCACAGCAGUGAAGGAUGCUUUAGUGUG
Molecule: messenger RNA, 994 nt
Organism: Thecamonas trahens ATCC 50062
Lineage: Eukaryota; Apusomonadida; Apusomonadidae
Product: 26S proteasome non-ATPase regulatory subunit 14
Exons: 2
Coding region: 24-962 (312 amino acids)
Biological process (GO): protein deubiquitination; proteasome-mediated ubiquitin-dependent protein catabolic process
Cellular component (GO): proteasome regulatory particle, lid subcomplex
Molecular function (GO): protein binding; metallopeptidase activity; proteasome binding
Source: RefSeq, a predicted model, not a curated record